UUCUUAGGGAGCUUGAAGCAUAUCCUAGAGACUGGAAAAACUACUUAAGAAUGGACGAGAAAACGUACUUUGAUUUAUUACGUAUAGUAACACCAUUGAUUACCAAACAAGAUACAAAAAUGAGGGAAGCCAUUACACCACAUGAAAAACUGACUGCGACAUUGCGGUAUCUAAGCACUGGCAGAACAAUGGAAGAUUUAAAGUUUUCAACGAGAAUUUCCCCCCAAACAUUAGGAAGAAUAAUUCCAGAGACCUGCUCAGCUAUUGUCAAGGCCUUGAAUGACUAUUGCAAGGUACCGAAUACAGCCGAGGAGUGGAAACAAAUUGCACAGGAGUACGGGGAAAAAUGGAAUUUCCCCAACUGCCUAGGCAGCAUGGAUGGAAAGCAUAUAGCCAAAACACCACCACCUGGAAGUGGUUCUUACUUCUAUAACUAUAAGGGUUUCCAUAGUCAGGUACUUUUCUGCAUUGCUAGUGCAAACUAUGAAAUAAUUUAUUUUCAUUUUGGUGUUAAUGGCCGGGUAUCUGAUGGAGGAGUUCUGAAAGAGACAGACUUCAACAAGAAACUAACAGAUAAAAGCCUCAAUUUACCUGAAGAGGGCAUUGUAGACGGCGAAGCUCUUCCAUACGUAUUCAUUGCAGAUGACGCCUUCCCCCUAACUGAGGUCAUAAUGAAACCCUUUUUUCCUAUAGGGUUGCAAACAAACCUAGAAAGGUAUAUAACUACCGACUCUCAAGAGCACGCCGAAUGGUCGAAAGUGUUUUUGGGAUUCUCGCUGAGAGAUUUCAGGUUCUACAAAAACCAAUCACCUUCAUUGACUUGA
Molecule: messenger RNA, 824 nt
Organism: Homalodisca vitripennis (glassy-winged sharpshooter)
Lineage: Eukaryota; Metazoa; Arthropoda; Insecta; Hemiptera; Cicadellidae
Exons: 2
Coding region: 51-824 (257 amino acids)
Source: RefSeq, a predicted model, not a curated record